AUGAAGUCUCUUAACCUUGCAAUUACCCUCUGUAUUUACUUCGCCCGCUUAGAAGGGCUACUUACGCUCCCAUCAUCGCAACCCAAUCAAGAAGGUAAAGUGGGCGAGAAAGCUUGGAAUGGAUUGGAAGGAUUAGGUGGGUCUGGUUUGAGUGGUUUGGGCGGUAACUUUUUGGGUUCAGGUGGAUCAGGAAGUGGGGGCUCCGGCCUCGGAGCUUUGGGUGGUAUGUUGGGUGGAAGCUCUGUAGACAACAGUGGUGGAGGGGGAUGUUCCAAGUACAAAAUCAUAAGUGCCAGAGGAACUGGAGAGAAUCAAGUCAGCCCUACGGGAUGUCGUGGAUUUAUCAACGGAGUUCUAUCUGCUGUUCCUGGCGGUGCAGUCUAUGAGGUCCAUUAUCCAGCAACAGUGGACUAUAUGACUGGACCAGGUCAAGGAGCUUCUGAUGCGAUUCGAUAUAUAUCUGAUCAGCAAAAGAAGUGUCCCGAGCAACUUUACGUUUUAAUUGGCUACUCUGAAGGUGCCAUGGUAGUAACUCAGACAAUGAACAAGAUUUCAGAUUCUUCAUCCUCGAUCGCUGCAAUUGUCUUGUACGGAAAUCCUUAUUUCAAAGGAGGUGCACCUCAAAAUGCCUGUUCUGCAAAAGGUGGAGCAGGUGAUGCUUCUGCCACUGGUAUUAGGAUGCCAGACAAGUUCUCUUCGGUCACUUUUGAUUGUUGCUUGACUGGAGACAUGAUUUGUCAAACCACUGGUUCCAUCGUCGCUCAUUUAGAGUACCCUGGAUCAGCCAGCGAGAAGGAAGCUGUGAGAUUUGCAUCUUCUAAACUGAAGAAUGCGUUGGAUGGGAACCACUCAUCUAAACCCGGUUACAAUGCAGAUGGGGAUAAAGGAUCAUCCGGAUCAGAAGGCACGACUUCCAGUCAAGGUACUACUGGUGGCGGUAAUGGACUUCUCUCAGGGUUUGGCUCUGGUAGCACUAUCGGAGGAUUACCAAGCCUUGGUAGCGGUAUUUCAGGACUUCCUUCUAUCGGAUCUGGCACUGGUGAUAGUACUGGUAUCUCGUCUUUGCUCGGAGGUGGUAGUGGUGGAAUGGGGGGGAUUCCAAGUUUUGGUGGUGGUAGUGGAAUGGGGGGAAUCCCAAGUUUCGGUGGUAGUAGUAGUGGAACGGGAGGAAUUCCGAGCUUAGGGGGUGGUAUACCGGGACUUGCUUCCAUGGGAUCUGGGCGUAUGAGUGCUAAAUCUAAAGACACUGCCUAG
This is a messenger RNA of Melampsora larici-populina 98AG31, 1254 nucleotides long. RefSeq names its product family 5 carbohydrate esterase. The transcript has 5 exons. Bases 1 to 1254 code for a protein of 417 amino acids. Lineage: Eukaryota; Fungi; Basidiomycota; Pucciniomycetes; Pucciniales; Melampsoraceae. Gene Ontology annotation, molecular function: hydrolase activity. The record is from RefSeq and is a predicted model, not a curated record.